This is a messenger RNA of Monopterus albus (swamp eel), 4956 nucleotides long. RefSeq names its product transient receptor potential cation channel, subfamily C, member 4 associated protein a (gene trpc4apa). Lineage: Eukaryota; Metazoa; Chordata; Actinopteri; Synbranchiformes; Synbranchidae. The transcript is spliced from 18 exons. The record is from RefSeq and is a predicted model, not a curated record. Gene Ontology annotation, cellular component: Cul4A-RING E3 ubiquitin ligase complex. Bases 54 to 2378 code for a protein of 774 amino acids. Gene Ontology annotation, biological process: ubiquitin-dependent protein catabolic process. Gene Ontology annotation, molecular function: phosphatase binding.
UCAUCAAGCAGUCCACUUCCUGCACGAAUACUUUAGCUCAGGAAGGAGAAAUAAUGGCGACGCUUCUGGGGUACGAGUCCCCUUGUACUGGAAGCAAACGGCGAAAUUGUAACACAAAUAUUAUCACAAGGUUCACGUCCAGUAAAAUUACUGGCCAGGGUUUCAGUCGAGGGACACAGCUCCCAGCAGGCCUGCUCCAGGAGAGGGAUAAACGGGCCAAGUGGCAUGGCAUCCCAACUCUGCUUCAGAAGCUCUAUGAGAACAGUCAUCCCAAUAGUGACCUCUCCGAUGCCCACACUUUUCUUAAGGUCUUAUCGUCCCACCUCUCCAUGGAGGCAGUGUCUUUUGUCACGGAGGACAGGAAGACCGCUCAGGAAUCCACCUUCCCCAACACAUACACCUUUGAUCUCUUUGGUGGAGUUGAUCUGCUUGUGGAGAUUUUGAUGAGACCCACACUAACUAUGCAGAAGAAAAAACCCAAAAUGAAUGAUGACUUGGUCAAGGACUGCCUUAGUAUUCUCUACAACUGUUGUAUAUGUACGGAGAGGGUCACAAAGAGCCUUGCAGCAAGGGAUGACUUUGUUCUCUUUCUUUUCACCCUGAUGACAAACAAGAAGACCUUCCUACAGACAGCUACCCUAAUUGAAGAUAUUCUUGGAGUCAAAAAGGAGAUGAUCCAGUUAGAGGGCAUUCCAGACCUGUCAAGUCUGGUCCAAAGCUUUGACCAACAGCAGUUGGCCAACUUCUGCCGCAUCCUGUCUGUCACCAUCUCAGAACCUGAUGUAGGAAAUGAUGACAAGCACACUCUGCUAGCAAAGAAUGCCCAGCAGAAACGCAAAGCCAGCCCCUCGCGGGCAGAAGUCAACCAGGGUAACUUCUCUUCNNNUCCUGGCUUCAUUGAGCGGCUAUGUAAGCUGGCCACUAGAAAGGUGUCGGAGGCCACAGGAGCCAACUUCCUGCAGGAGCUGGAGGACUGGUACACAUGGCUGGACAAUGCUCUAGUGCUUGAUGCCCUCAUGCAGAUGGCUAAUGAGGAGGCCGAGCAAAGCAGUACAGAGUCAUCAGAUGAGAGUUCCUUGGCCACCAGCCCUCUGAGACAACACCUGCCUCAGUCCAUGAAGAUCGUCCAUGAGAUCAUGUAUAAAGUGGAAGUGCUCUAUGUGCUGUGUGUUCUUCUCAUGGGUCGACAGAGGAACCAGGUCCACAAGAUGCUGGCUGAGUUUCGUCUCAUCCCGGGGCUCAAUAACCUGUUUGACAAGCUCAUCUGGAGGAAAUACACAGCUUCAAAUCAUGUGGUGCACGGCCAGAAUGAGAACUGCGACUGUAGUCCAGAAAUAUCCUUCAAAAUCCAGUUCUUGCGGCUACUCCAGAGUUUCAGUGAUCAUCAUGAGAACAAGUACUUGCUGUUGAACAGCCAGGAGCUGAAUGAACUCAGUGCCAUAUCGAUGAAGGCUAACAUCCCUGAGGUAGAGGCUCUGGUCAACACAGACAGAAGUCUUGUUUGUGAUGGGAAGAAGGGCCUCCUCACGCGCCUCCUCACUGUCAUGAAGAGGGAGCCUCCAGAUUCGUCCUUCAGAUUCUGGCAGGCAAGGGCAGUGGAAAGUUUUCUCAGAGGAGCCACCUCCUAUGCAGACCAAAUGUUUCUCCUGAAAAGGGGCCUGCUAGAGCACAUCCUGUUCUGCAUCAUAGAUAGCGGCUGUACAUCACGGGAUGUCCUGCAGAGCUACUUUGACCUACUGGGAGAGCUCAUGAAGUUCAACAUCGAUGCCUUCAAAAGAUUCAACAAAUAUGUAAACACUCCAGAGAAGUUUCAGGCCUUCCUGACACAGAUCAACAGUUCUCUGGUGGACUCGAACAUGCUGGUGCGCUGCAUCGUUCUGUCAUUGGACCGCUUUGAGAGCCAGACUGAAGAUGUCAAAGUGGUGGAGGUACUUUCUGAGUGCUGCCUACUGUCCUACAUGGCCAGAGUAGAGAACAGGUUGUCCUUCCUCUUCCGACUGAUCAACAUCAUCAACGUACAGACUCUUACACAGGAGAAUGUAAGCUGUUUAAACACCAGUUUGGUGAUCUUGAUGCUGGCCAGGAGAAAGGCCAAACUGCCCUUCUACCUCAACGCCCUGCGGGAGAAGGAGUAUGCAGAGAAGUACCCAGGCUGCCUGCUCAACAACUUCCACAGCCUUCUGCGCUUCUGGCAGCGCCACUACCUCAAUAAGGACAAAGAUAGUACGUGUCUGGAGAAUAGCUCCUGUAUCCCCUUCAGCUACUGGAAGGAGACGGUGUCAGUGCUGCUGGGCUCAGACAGGACUUCUCUGUGUGCCAUAGCCAGCUACAUUGACGAGCCCUUCAUGGAUGUGGACAGAGACCUGCUGGAGGACUGACCUCCAGCGUGUGCACUCAGUGUGCUGGGGGUGGGACAGGGCGCAGGGUCACAGGGAGCAUGGACACCUAAAGCUGGUGAUGACUUCGCAGAGCUGAGCCAUCCAGGAGCUUUGUGACUGCAUCCUGGAUGUAAUAGUUCAGCUAUUUGCUGUCUGUACCGUUGCAUGGAGGCCAUCACCUAAGAUGUGUGGGGACGUAAUUUACCCGGAUGUUAUCUAAGUUAUUCCUCUUCUUCAAAGGAAACCUGUAUGCCCACCCCCGAUUGCCCACAUCAUGUCACAGACUAUUAGGGGACCUGGGGAAAUGAUACUUGCUUUGGUUGUUUGCUUUAGGUGAAAUUCAGAUAGAGCCUUUUUAUAUAACCUAUACAUAAUUCUAUGACAAAAUAUGUAUGAUUCAACAAAUUAUAUGUUAGAAAAAAGACACUUUUCACAUGGACUUGGGUUAGAAAUGGCCGCAGUUUACACUGUUGCCCAGAUGUGCAGGUCAGUGGUGCAUCACAGGGCUGCAAGGAGUCAGCAGCCUCACUCUCCCACUACCUAACCCACACUCUGACUUCAUGCCACUCCACUGCCUGACCUGUGGGUGAAACUGGCUAUAUCAGAGAUUUUGCAGGGGUGUUCUCAGUGAACAGAAUUUUCAUUUCACCUGUCUGUAGGCCUGUUUUAUUAAGUGGCUGUUGUUGAUUGGUGCUUUCUGGCUCUACUUGGCACAUCUAGGUAGCUUGUGAGCCAGCUGACGUUUCACAAAAUCACACGGGGUUCCGGUCAGCUGAAACCAUCCACUCUGUUGUGGCUUCAGAAGCUUCUCCCAGGGAGUUGGUGUCUUUACCAGAUUUCCUUGCUGCUUUAUUUUUGUCUUGUUGAAUACAGUGAUUUUUAGCUCUGGAUAAACUGUAGAAUAAAACAUUGCACAGAUUAAAAUUGUUUUUAUUGUUUAUUAUACUUUAACACUUUUGUUUUGUAACAAAAAUUGUAUCCAUGCUAUGACAGAUGCUUUGGGAAGAGAAUAAACUAUGCAGGCACUUGUGUUAACAUACCACUUUAAUUAUUCCACUCCACUAUGGUUUUAUAUGUGUUGCCCUUGAGCCUGGCAUCAUCGUUAUUGGAUUAAAAGUGUACCGCUUUCUCUGGUCUAUCACAAACUACAAGCUGAGAAUGACAAUCUUCUUAUGUGAUGGCUUUUUUUUUUUUUUUUUUUUUGCAUGGCACCAUUUGAUCUUUAGUCUGGAUUGAGAAGGACCAGUGAGCACAGCUGUGCUGAUGGUGUGUCUGUGGCCUGAAUAUGCAGCUGUUUGGAGGACAAAUUAAACAGGCCAAACCUGAGAUCAGUACAAAUGAAUGAGCUACCUCAUUAUUUAUCCUAACGCCAUACAGAUCAAACCAAUUCUAAUGGCAAGUGUACAGCUUUCCUCCCAGCACAUCACGAGUCGUCUCAUGUUCAUUUGAAUGUAUAAGGGCAUUUAAUACAGUUGGCCCCUGAUGCCAUAAGUUACUAGUGCUAUGUUGCCUUGGGAUGCAAACAUCCUUUACACUUUUCAAGCCUUUUAUUUGCUUAAUACCUAAUUGCCAGAAAUGUUUUGGGGCUGUCAUUUCAGCAUGUCUUGAUGGGUGUGCACAUACUUUUGAGUUUGUUCAUCUUUUGUGGUUUGCAGUUAUGUCCAUGAAAGUGAAUUUUACAAGUGCUUCUCUUUCACAAAUGCUGUUUCUUUGCUGCAUGUCUGAGAUAAUUGCGUGGGUCCUUGAUGACAUGAUGCGAGUUCACACAGCAUAGUUCUGCAGUGGUGUUACAUUCUUAUUGACCGUGUGUUUGUCAUUAUCAUUUAUCAUCAGAGUCCCCUCUUAUCACUCCAGUCAUCCACCAUGGAAGUCAGUGAGGCUAUUGCUAUAGAAAUGUGAAUGUUGUCAGUGCUCUUUCAGAGCAACUAUUUAAACAAUCGCCUGACUGCUGUAGCUUUAUGACCUGAAUUUCUGACAGUGAUCCUUCUGUAGGAUGCACAAUAGAACUGAUUCUCAGCUGUUACGACUAUGGUGUGAUGCUCCUAGUAGGCCUUCAUUAAUUAGUUUGUAUAAAAGAUGAACUAUUAUUCUCUUGGCCAGGAACAUUCUGCAUAGAGUUUACUAGAACGCCACUUUUAACAUAUUUUGACUUAACUGUAGACUAACAUUACUACAGUAAUGUUUGGCAUGAUGAGGGUAUCAGACAAUUUACAGCCCAUUCAAAACUCAUACCAUGUGGUGCUUUUUCCAAUGAUACCUCAUCAGUAGACUGCAUCUUUGGAAAUUUUGUUGAAUCAUUAAGUGACUUGGAGUGGAAAAAAUAUUGUAUGAAAUUGGAAUCAUUUCAAAAACUUUUUUUUUGUUAUUUAAACUCCCUCAUGGUUGUGUUAACUCAUCUCUGCAGACUUUGAAACAUGAACUCUGCUCUUUGGUCAAACAGGAUUACAACCAGUUUCACACUCUAUCCCUUAAGCACUUCUGUUUCCAGCAUCACCUUCAUGUUCCUUCUCUAAUGCUAGUAUUAAACGUUUUCCUUAACAGCUGUUUAAUAAUAUAAUAAAUUGUUCUUUAGACCGCC